GAUUUCCGUAAUAUUACCCAACUGAGAGGAAAAGAGAAGUACCAUCUCAGACAAACUGAGGGCUGUCAUGAGAAUCAUUUGAGAUCAUCUAUGUGAAAGUACUUGACAAAAGGCACUUUAAAAUUAUUUUUUAAAGUAUUUAAGAAUGACUCAAAAUAUAAUGUCAUCUGUGCACGUUUGUUCCUUCAUUAAAUGAACUGAGCAAGAGUUGAAAGAUAUGCCAGACAAGCACUUGUUAUGCAAGUCACCAUAGUUUGCAUAUAAUUCAAAAUUUGUAGGUCCUCGCAUGGGGGCUCCCUGCUGCCAAUGAAAGCGCAGGAAUUCCACCUCAAGCUUUUGUGCUAAAAAGCUCUUUUUAGUUACUUCUUUGAAUUCUAUUCCAGAACACUGAGGUUUCUCUAGGUCUGACCAUUAAUCAGUAGGGCAUUGGUGCACCCUUUUCCAGUACUUCUAUCUGCUUUUUAAUAAGCUGUCUUGGUGAGAUAUACUGCAGCAAAACCGGUGCCCCAACAAGGGCUUUGAGAAGUGCCUCAGAGAUCUCUGUCCUUUUGGAAAUCUCGUCCCACCUGUCUUUCAACUAAAGAUGGACCUAAAACUAAAAAAUCCUGACUUUUGGUACAGUCUCCAUGGCCAAGUCCCAGGGCUGCUGGACUGGGACAUGGGAAAUGAGUUCUUCCUGCCAUGCACCACAGACCAAUGCCCCUUAGCUGAGCAGAAUCUUGCCAAAUACAGACUGCGAGUAAUGGAGUCCCCAAAGGUACCUCAAGAGAAAAGACCCAGUCCUGGCAAAGAUGGUCCUAACUCUGAACCCAACCUGUGGAUGUGGGUGAAUCCCAACAUUGUGUGCCCCUUUGGCAGCCAGGAAGCCUCAAAGCCCAGUAAAAGAAAGAAUGUGGCAAGCAUAUUUCCUUCCCCUCAGCUCCUCCCAAAGGAUGAAGAGUCUAACUGCUCAGAGGCCAUAGUGAUGGAGUCCCUGCCAUCUUCCUCCGGCAAGCAAUCUCCCCCACAAAAGCGGCUCACCUCUUCCCCCAGUGACUGGGAGCUCACAGAAGAGGAGACUGGGGAACAAGAUAACAACUCUUCUGUGGCCCUCAAAUCUCCAAACAAAGAAUGCUUCCAUAGCCAGAAGCUAUGGCAAGGCGACAGCCAAGAGAGGAAAUCUUGGCCCCGCCCCCCCCUCAAUUACAGUCACCUAAUUGCCCUGGCACUAAGAAACAGCCCUCCCUGUGGCCUCAAUGUGCAAGAGAUCUACAGUUUCACACAACAGCAUUUCCCUUUUUUCUGGACAGCUCCUGAUGGCUGGAAGAACACCAUCCGACACAACCUCUGCUUCCUGGGCAGCUUUGAGAAGGUGCCAGUCAGCCUUCCAGAUGGGGCCAAUGCAAAGCCAAGGUCUGGCCUCUGGAGGCUUACUGAGGAGGGACACCGCCGCUUUCAAGAGGAGACUCGUGCCUUAGCCUCCGCUCGUAGGGAGAGCAUCCAACAGUGCAUGAGCCAGCCAGAUGUGAUGACCUCCCUUUUUGGCCUUUGAACUACCACUACUCCCUUUCUGGAACACUGUCCUCCUUACUGUGCCUACCCAUGCCCUCAUUGGCCAUCAUUAAUUCAUAAGCCUACACCACCUGGCAGGUGCCAAACCUGUAUUUAACGACUGCUAUGAGAAUGGUAUUAAAUAAAAUGAGAGGUGGAUACAGAGGAGAUAGCACUUAAAUCCAGGUGCAAAAGCAUGGAAAGUUGCAAAAGGAUGGUGGCAAUUGUUCUGCAAUUUGAGCACAGGUAGGAAAUCCUGGAAAUAAUAGCAUGGAAGUGAAGGAGAGAAGGGCAUAUUUAAUGAGAAAAGGAAGUCUGUUUAUUGGAGAGUAUGCUCACACAUAAAAGCAAAUGGUGGACUUUAAAGCAUAAAAUACAGGAUAGAGCCAGGUUUUGGAGAGCUUCAAAUGCCAUGUGAAGAUGUAUAUGUAUAAAGAGAACUGGGAUUGAUGUUCAAAGCCUGAAGAUUCAAAUGUCCCCCUUCUACCAUUCAUCAGUUUUGUAUCCUUUUUCAGUGACCAUUUUACACUUCAGGGCCUCACUUUUCUCUUUUUGAUCCUGGACUUCUCAGCCUUAUUCUGCUUCCAUCUACUUCCAGUACUGAAAAUAAUUCCAAGCAGCUACUUUUAGUUUGGAUGUUGAAAGCCUUUGAAUUGAGCCUAUAUUAAGUCUAAGGCUUUUGAUUACAAAACUUUGCUUUCCAUUCUUUCAUUUAUCAAACUUUUAUUGUGGAAAUACUAAUGUGUCAAGGUCCAUCUUAAUUUCUGAGGAUAAAAUGGUGACAGUUUAGUGGGAGACAAACAUAUAAACAGAUAUUUGUAAUACAAAUGUGGUGAAACAGAUGUGCAAAGGUUGCUGUGGAAAUGGGGAGAUAUUUUUUCCUAGGAAUGGCAUUUUAAAGGAAAUGUCUUUUGAGCUAGUUUUGAUGAAUAAAUAGGGAUUUGAUGAGCCUAUAAACUGGAGAAAAGACAUUAUAACAGCAACAGUGUAAACAAAGAAAAUGCAGUUUUGGGGGGAUGGCAGGAAGUUCUUUGUGGUUUAGUUAUAUUAGGGACAGGAGUUGCAAGAAUGAUAGGCAAGAGGCCUUUCCUGUACUUCUUAAGUGUUUGAUUUGUGUGGGCUACUAGGAACUGGGAGAUAUCGGUAUUUACUAAAAAUGAAAACAAACAGUAAUAAACAUUUCAGUAUUUGGUUUUCUAAUUUCAAAAUUCUUUUUUACAUCUUUUCCAUACAAAUAAAGUUUCAUUUAUCAGAUAUAAGCAUUGUUUUCUGCCUUUUAUAUUAGCGUAUUGUUAAAGAGAUAUCCAGGAGAAAAUAGAUUUUUAAAUGCAUUUAGUUGCAAAGUCUUCAAUAAUGGGAAUUUUAAAACACCUGUAAAAUACAAAAGCAAUUCAAUAUAGUUGUAAAUCAAUUGAAAAGUUUACAUUUUUUUCAUAGUAGUCUAUUAUAGCUUAUAUAAAACAGUAUUAAAUUAAGGUUGAGUUGCAAAAUCAACAUUCAAACAAUAUUCCUUGAGAAAAUAAUUGUAGAUGCUACUUCUGUAUCAUAAGGCCAACAAAGUUAAUAGAAUACCUUGGAAUUAAUAAACUUUUCUGUUUAUAAGUAUUCAACAUUUGCUUCUCAUUUUUUCAAAAUUAACACAAAUAAAAGAGCCUGUUGUAAAAUUAAGACUA
This is a messenger RNA of Sus scrofa (pig), 3203 nucleotides long. RefSeq names its product forkhead box R2 (gene FOXR2). Gene Ontology annotation, molecular function: DNA-binding transcription factor activity; sequence-specific double-stranded DNA binding. Gene Ontology annotation, cellular component: nucleus. Gene Ontology annotation, biological process: regulation of DNA-templated transcription. Lineage: Eukaryota; Metazoa; Chordata; Mammalia; Artiodactyla; Suidae. The record is from RefSeq and is a predicted model, not a curated record.